GCCUCCCGCCACCCGCCUCGCCCGCGAACUGCGCGCAGGCACCUUGCAGCGCCAGGAGGUUAACCGAACCCCCGGAGGAGGUGAGGCCAAGGACCCGCCGGGCGGAGAUGGCCGGGCCGCCGUCGAGGCUGGCGCCAGAGCCCGGCCGGCUGUGGGUCCUGCAGCUUCAGUGAAAGGAGCCCUUCUGUCACUCGUCACUGGCUCCCUCGCCCGCCCGCCCGCGAGCUCGCGGUGGGAGGAGCCCGCCUGAGGAAGCCGUGAGCCCGGGCUGCCGAGAGCCACAGAAUGGAUCUGCUCCGAGCGGGGACGUCGCUGACGAUCCCGGCUUCCCGCGGCGGCUAGGAGCCGGCCACUGGCCUCGGCAGGCUGCGGAGACCCGGAGGCCCAGGGAGAGCCGGGGGCCGCGCGCGCGGAGGCACGGACGCACGGACGCGCGGACAGACAGAUGGUUGGCGCGAACCCUGGAGGACCGCGGCGGAGGCUGAGCACGGCGAGCCGCCCGGGAAGAGAAACUAACUGCAAACCCAAGUUGCCCCGCCGGCUUCCCCUCGCUGCGCUAAGGAAUGAAACCUUUCCAGCUCGAUCUGCUCUUCGUGUGCUUCUUCCUGUUCAGUCAAGAGCUGGGCCUCCAGAAGAGAGGAUGCUGUCUGGUGCUGGGCUACAUGGCCAAGGACAAGUUUCGGAGAAUGAAUGAAGGCCAAGUAUACUCCUUCAGCCAGCAGCCCCAGGACCAGGCCGUGGUGUCGGGCCAGCCAGUGACACUGCUGUGCGCCAUCCCCGAGUAUGAUGGCUUCGUUCUGUGGAUCAAAGACGGCUUGGCUCUGGGUGUGGGCAGGGACCUCUCAAGUUACCCACAGUACCUGGUGGUAGGGAACCACCUGUCAGGGGAACAUCACCUGAAGAUCCUGCGGGCGGAGCUGCAAGAUGAUGCCGUGUACGAGUGCCAGGCCAUCCAGGCCGCCAUACGGUCUCGCCCCGCACGCCUCACCGUCCUGGUGCCGCCCGAUGACCCGGUCAUCCUGGGGGGCCCUGUGAUCAGCCUGAGGGCGGGGGACCCACUCAACCUCACCUGCCACGCAGACAACGCCAAGCCUGCGGCCUCCAUCAUCUGGUUGCGGAAGGGAGAGGUCAUCAAUGGGGCCACCUACUCCAAGACUCUGCUUCGAGACGGCAAGCGUGAGAGCAUCGUGAGUACGCUCUUUGUCUCCCCCGGCGAUGUGGAGAAUGGACAGAGUAUCGUGUGCCGAGCCACCAACAAAGCCAUCCCCGGAGGGAAGGAGACUUCAGUCACCAUCGACAUCCAGCACCCCCCACUUGUCAACCUGUCGGUGGAACCACAGCCGGUGCUGGAGGACAACGUCGUCACGUUCCACUGCUCCGCAAAGGCCAACCCAGCUGUCACCCAGUACAGGUGGGCCAAGAGGGGCCAGAUCAUCAAGGAAGCAUCCGGAGAAGUGUACCGGACAGCUGUGGACUACACGUACUUCUCAGAGCCUGUCUCCUGUGAGGUGACCAAUGCCCUGGGCAGCACCAACAUCAGCCGCACGGUGGACGUCUACUUUGGGCCCAGGAUGACCACGGAGCCCCAAUCGCUGCUCGUGGAUCUGGGCUCUGAUGCUGUCUUCAGCUGUGCCUGGACAGGCAACCCAUCCCUGACCAUCGUCUGGAUGAAGCGGGGCUCUGGUGUGGUCCUGAGCAAUGAAAAGACACUGACCCUCAAAACCGUCCGUCAAGAGGAUGCUGGGAAAUAUGUGUGCAGAGCCGUGGUGCCCCGGGUGGGAGCUGGAGAGCGAGAGGUGACCCUGACAGUCAAUGGACCCCCCAUCAUCUCCAGCACCCAGACCCAGCAUGCCCUCCACGGGGAGAAGGGUCAGAUCAAGUGCUUUAUCCGGAGCACGCCGCCCCCCGACCGAAUUGCCUGGUCCUGGAAGGAGAACGUGCUGGAGUCCGGGACGUCGGGGCGCUACACGGUGGAGACGGUCAGCACCGAGGAGGGGGUCAUCUCCACCCUGACCAUCAGCAACAUCGUUCGGGCUGACUUCCAGACCAUCUACAACUGCACCGCCUGGAACAGCUUCGGCUCUGACACGGAGAUCAUCCGGCUCAAGGAACAAGGUUCGGAAAUGAAGUCGGGAGCCGGGCUGGAAGCAGAGUCUGUGCCGAUGGCCGUCAUCAUCGGGGUGGCCGUAGGAGCCGGCGUGGCCUUCCUCGUCCUCAUGGCAACCAUCGUGGCCUUCUGCUGUGCGCGCUCCCAGAGAAGUACGGGAGGGACCCCCGGGAUCUCAGGGAGGGGGACAGAGAAAAAGGCCAGGCUUAGACUGCCCCGGAGAGCAAAUCUCAAAGGGGUUGUGUCGGCCAAGAAUGACAUCCGAGUGGAGAUUGUCCACAAGGAGCCUGCGUCUGGUCGGGAGGCUGAGGAACACCCUACCAUCAAGCAGCUGAUGAUGGACCGGGGUGAAUUCCAACAAGACUCCGUACUGAAGCAGCUGGAGGUCCUCAAAGAGGAGGAGAAGGAGUUUCAGAACCUGAAGGACCCCACCAACGGCUACUACAGCGUCAACACCUUCAAAGAGCACCACUCGACGCCCACCAUCUCGCUAAGCAGCUGCCAGCCGGACCUGCGUCCCGCAGGCAAGCAGCGAGUGCCCACAGGCAUGUCCUUCACCAACAUCUACAGCACCCUGAGCGGCCAGGGCCGCCUGUACGACUACGGGCAGAGGUUCGUGCUGGGCAUGGGCAGCUCGUCCAUCGAGCUCUGCGAGCGGGAGUUCCAGAGAGGCUCUCUCAGCGACAGCAGCUCCUUCCUGGACACGCAGUGUGACAGCAGCGUCAGCAGCAGCGGCAAGCAGGACGGCUACGUGCAGUUCGACAAGGCCAGCAAGGCCUCCGCCUCCUCCUCCCACCACUCCCAGUCCUCCUCCCAAAACUCUGACCCCAGCCGACCCCUGCAGCGGAGGAUGCAGACUCACGUCUGAGGAUCC
This is a messenger RNA of Felis catus (domestic cat), 2981 nucleotides long. It is a transcript of the gene KIRREL3, whose product is annotated as kirre like nephrin family adhesion molecule 3. The record is from RefSeq and is a predicted model, not a curated record. Gene Ontology annotation, molecular function: cell adhesion molecule binding. The transcript has 18 exons. NCBI's taxonomy places the organism in Eukaryota, Metazoa, Chordata, Mammalia, Carnivora, Felidae. Bases 564 to 2975 code for a protein of 803 amino acids. Gene Ontology annotation, cellular component: cell-cell junction. Gene Ontology annotation, biological process: cell-cell adhesion; synapse assembly.